Trachemys scripta elegans is the source of this 7681-nucleotide messenger RNA. It is a transcript of the gene BICRA, whose product is annotated as BRD4 interacting chromatin remodeling complex associated protein. The coding region runs from base 231 to 5417 and encodes 1728 amino acids. The record is from RefSeq and is a predicted model, not a curated record. Lineage: Eukaryota; Metazoa; Chordata; Testudines; Emydidae. Gene Ontology annotation, biological process: positive regulation of DNA-templated transcription. The transcript has 16 exons. Gene Ontology annotation, cellular component: SWI/SNF complex.
GUUGAAAUGUAAUCAGGCAGUGAGCUGAACCUCUAUGUGUCUGUGCCUGCCGGGGUCCUGCCUCCGGAGCCCGUGCGGGGAUGUCUCGGAGACCCCGCGCUGACUGCUGCUCAAACAUCACGGGUUUUUCAGAUGCACUCAUACAUGAGAGAAACUAAAGCAGGAAGAAAACCUACCUACUAAAAUAAAUGCAAUGGGAAAUUGAAGACGGCGGAUAAGUAAAUGUUGACAUGGAUGAUGAAGAUGGCCGGUGCUUGUUAGAUGUAAUUUGUGAUCCUCAGGCUUUGAAUGAUUUUUUACAUGGAUCUGAAAAGAUUGACAGUGAUGAUCUCCUGGACAACACAGGAGAUGCAACCAGUGCCUUCUUUGAGGGUACUGGGCUGCAUGUACAAGAAUCCUCUGGCAACCAUCUGAACACUGAACAGAAUCAGAACACAACAAGCGUUGACCUCGACUUUUUAGAAGAUGACAUCCUGGGGUCACCAUCUGGUGGUGGGGCGAAUCUUCAGAACUCAGACCAGCCCUGUGACAUUCUCCAGCAGAGCCUGCAAGAGGCUAACAUUACAGAACAGACUCUGGAGGCAGAGGCAGAACUGGACCUGGGGUCUUUCCAGCUCCCUACACUUCAGCCAGUGGUUCAGACUGCCUCUGAUGGCACGCCGCAGAUUUUCUCCAGUGGGGCUGACCUAAUUGGGUUGCAGCAGCCUGCAGUCCUGACACAUCAAGCGCUGGUGCAGCAAUCAGUGGGAGCAGACGUCGUUAAUAAGGCCAUCAGUGUUCAGCCUUUUCUUCAGCAGGUUGGCUUGGGGAAUGUUACCAUACAGCCAAUUUCCAACCUUCAGGGCUUGCCUAAUGGAAGCCCAAGUGGGACAUUGGGAAUUGGGCCGAUUCAAGUAGUUGGGCAACAGGUGAUGGCUAUUAACCAGUCAGCUCAGCAGAUCAUUGCAAAACAAGUUCAGCCCUCCCAAGUGACCACCAUGCCCGUUGGCAGUUACAUCACCCAGACAGCACCCGAGCAACAGCAGGUCACCCUCGCUUCUACGGGGGUGUCUCCACAGAACGCUGGCCUUGUCAUCCAGAAAAACCUGCCCUCCGUGGCCACUACCACGCUGAAUGGAAACUCCAUGUUUGGGAACGUAUCUGCCACCCCAGGCUCCCAACCUCUCACAGUCACAUCGAACUUAAGCAGCCCAUUGGUGCAGGCCCAGAACGUGAUUAUCCACCGAACACCCACGCCAAUUCAGCCCAAACCUGCAGGGGUCCUGCAACAGAAGCUGUACCAGAUCACCCCCAAGCCAUUUGGUCCCAAUAAUACCACCCUGACCAUCCAGAACGAGGCUGCCCUGCAACAGCAGAAGGCCCAACAGAACCUGACUUUUAUGGCGGGCAAACCAGGACAGAAUGUGGUGCUGUCUGGAUUCCCGCAAGGGCUGCCUGCCAACAUGUUCAAACAACCUCCACCGCAGCAGCAAGCCCUCAGCAAGCCCAUGAGCGUCCACUUGCUAAACCAAGGCAGCAGUAUUGUCAUCCCCGCGCAGCACGUUCCUCAGGCCAUGUUACAGGGUCAGAACCAGUUCCUUCUUCCUGGGCAGUUAGCAGGUGCCUCUGCUGUUCAGAUACCCCAGCAGCUCUCAGCCUUGCAGGCGAACAUGGGAGGACAGAUCCUAACAACUUCACACCCCAGUGGCCAAGCCCACAUCAUAACUAGCCAAGGGCCUGGUGGACAGCUGAUAACCAAUCAGGCCUUGCCUGCCCAAAUCCUCACCAAUCAGAACAUAGCUAGCCAGCUGAAUCUGGGGCAGGUGCUUACAUCGCAGAAUGCGCAUGGCACGGCUCACAUUCUUUCUGCACCUAUUCAACUGCAGCCUGGUCAGGUGGGUCAGCCAACUUUGUUCCAGAUGCCUGUCUCUCUAGCUGGCAGCUUGACCACUCAGAGUCAGCCCUCCGUUGCAGCCUCAUUGGCCAGUGGGGCCAUCAGUCAGACUGGGCAGACCGUUAUCCAAGGUGUAACUCUGCCUAAUCAAGUUGCUAUGUUAAAUUCCACUGAGAACCUCAACCAAGCUGUGAGCAUUCAGGCAUCUGCCACCACCAGCAGUCAGAGUCCAGGCCUCAUUCAGCCACAGCCCGCUUCUGGCACCAGCCUGCUGCCAAGCAGUGACCAGUCCUCUAUACUGACCGUCCAGGCUGCAUCCCAGCCUCCAGCGCCACCUCCGCUUCAGUUGAAUGUGCAGCAGCAGCCUUCUCAACAGCCAUCACAGCUACCCGUGACUUCCCAGCCCAGCCCGAACUUGGCAUCCAGUCCAGAGAAGAUCAUCUUGGGCCAGACAGCUGCCGGAACGGUCCUAAACCAAGAUUCCAUGCAGAUGUUUCUGCAACAGAAGGAUCGGAGCCAGCAGCAGCAGCAAUUUUAUCCGGCAUCCCUGAAAAUGCAGCAGGAGAACAAUCUGAAUCAGUCCACAGUACCACCACACCUUCCAAUGCCUCUGCCCAUCUACAGCAUAGCCACAACAGCUCUCAGCACCACAAGCAGUGUCCCAGCAUCAGUGAUAGUGAGCAGCAGUGCCCAGAAUCAGAGUCUGGCAACGGUGGAGUCCAAAGGACCGAAUCUUAUACCUCAGUUCUCAGCCAGCCAUUCCCAACAGGCACUGGCUUGCCAGUUACCCACAGGGCAACAGAAGCUCCCUGGAGCCUCCCCGUCCCAUUCGCUACCUCAUCCUCCAAUGGGGGAGAGUCCCCAGCUCCAGCCCUCACACCUCUCACAGAUGCAGUCCCCCCACCAGUCCCGUCCUCCGUCACAGCCGCAGCCACUUUCCCGACCACCCUCCCGGCCUCACUCCAGGCCUCCCUCCCAGCCACAAACUUUGUCCAGGCCUCCUUCUGAACCCCUCUCCCGGUCCUGCACCCCUCAAACGCAAAUGCAGAACUUGUACGUGAUACAGAAUCAAAUCACAUCAUCCCCCCACGGUCCCACCCAGCACCCCUUACGGCCCCCGUCGCAGCCUCAGGUACAGUUCCAGCCACCCCAGUCUCAGGCCGAAGGGCAACCUCAGCUGGCAACACCUCCACAUCUGCAGCUACAAGUUCAGCUUGCCCCUCAGAUCCCGCCCCAGUCUGAGACCCAGGUGCCGGCACGGCUGCAAUCCCAGAUCCAGGCUCCAACCGAGUCUCAGCAUACUCAUUCCCCACAUUUCCAGUUCCCUUCCCAGGGCCAAAUCAAGCCGCCAGUCCCAACCCAGACCCUUCACCUAACACCGGAACAACAGAGGAGUUUUCAGAUGGUCCCAAAUCAAUUCCAGACACUCUCUGCAAUUCCAAAUCCCACUCCUCAGCAGAAGCAGCUAUUGGACAGGUUCCAGCAGGUGCCCCAGGGGAUUAUCCUGCAAACGAAACACCAGACUUCCACCAGCCAGGUGUCAUCAGCUCUGAGCCACUUCAGCAGCCAGCCUUCAUCUGUCCUGGUUAGCAGCCAAGGACAGCCAGUAGCAGUGACAACAACGCAAGCACCAGUCCACAGCCACCCAUCUGUCCCCGCUGCAGUCCAGCCUUCUACUGCAGGUAUAGCUGCUCCAGUUCCUGCAGAGAGUAAAACAUUUUCCAGUGGCGCCACAUCUGUUUCUGGGGGGAAAGUGACUACAGUGCCAGGGAAACCAGGAACACCUCUUGCUGUACAGCAGCCAGUUCAGGCCAAGCCUGGAGUGAUUAGCUCCAUUUCCGGCCUGAAUCUUGGAAAAGGCCCCUUGCAGAUCCAGGUAGUUGGGAAAGGAUUAUCACAACUCAUGCCCUCAGUCCCAGUCCCAUCCCAGCAGCAGUACGAUAGUAAGCUUGGAAGUCUGAAAAAAACUCCUACACUACAGCCCAGCAAAGAAGCUUGUUUCUUGGAACAGUUACAUAAACAUCAGGGAGCAGUGUUGCACCCUGACUAUAAAACUUCAUUCCGAUCGUUUGAAGAUGCCUUACAAAGGCUUCUACCCUAUCAUGUCUACCAGGGGAUGCUUCCCUCUACCCACGACUAUAGAAAGGUAGAUGAAGAGUUUGAAACAGUGUCCACCCAACUGCUGAAACGCACACAAGCUAUGUUGAACAAAUAUCGUCUGCUGCUCUUAGAGGAGUCUCGGAGAGUCAGCCCUUCUGCAGAGAUGGUGAUGAUCGAUCGAAUGUUUAUUCAGGAAGAAAAGACCAUGUUGGCUCUUGAUAAACAGCUAGCAAAGGAGAAACCAGAUGAGUAUGUUUCAUCAUCUUCUCGCUCACAGAGCCUCACUUCCUCUCUGGCUCUAGCCUCUGUAUCCAGCAUCACCCCAGCUUCUGAGAACCUAAAGGUGCCUCCAGUGCAGACAGCCACCCAGAUCCACCCCACCAAAUUGGUUAUCAAGCACAGCGGAGGCUCCCCUUCUGUCACAUGGGCAAAAGCUUCACCUUCUUUGGAUGGAGAUGAGGAUGCCCUACCCUCAAGGAGCAAGCCCCCAAUCAAAACUUAUGAGGCACGGAGCCGGAUUGGGCUUAAGCUGAAGAUCAAGCAGGAGGCUGGUCUCAGCAAGGUGGUGCACAACACUGCCUUGGACCCAGUUCACCAGCCACCUCCGGUGUGCACAGUCAUCAAAACAGCUGACCAGCACUCUUCAGCUGCCCCCACCGCCACCACCACUGCUGGGCAAAUGAACGGGACUAUUGACCAUGUAACCUCAGCGCCUGUGGAGAAAAAACCCAUUGUGACCUACUGCAGGCUUCCGCUUCGUAAGACUUACAGAGAGAACGUGGAUGCUUUUAUAGCAGAUAAAGCCACUGAUGCCUGUCCGAAGGGAGGCAUCCCAAAGGUCGAUACCAUCCCCAGCACCCUUGUGAUCAAGCAGGAGGACGGCUCCAAAGGCGUGAUCACCUCUCUCAAAACCCAUGAAACCCCAACUGUGGUGGUGGCAGAGAAGAGCAAGCCGGAGGAGAGCUCCAAGCUCCUGUUUUUCAACAGAAGCGAUGCCCGUUCUCUGGUGAUGCAAGACAGCCCUGCCCCUCCGAAGACCGAUGACUCUACCAGUGGCCUUAUGAAGGAACUUGCAGAAGUAGAGGAUGAGUUUUAUCACGGAAUGAUAAAAACGGAGCCCCCUGACCACAGCUCCGGCUCGGAGCUCACCUGGGAGGUUCCCUUGCCUCCAGCUAAGCGCAGGAAGUCAGAGUCCUUUGAUGUGGAUAAUGCCAGCUUCUCCAGCGACAGCCCCCAGGAUGACUCCCUUAAUGAGCACCUACAGAGUGCCAUUGACAGCAUUCUCAACCUGCAGCAACCUCAGACUGGGGGUCAGAACAUCCGGACACCCUCCUCCUCUUACAACUCCUCUUCCUCCCCUUUCUCUUCACCUGUCCAUCGUACAGACACUUACCUUGCCCCUAAUCACAAUGGCGGCCUUGGAGCAAGGACGUUGAACAGAUAACAGAAAACCAAACUGAGCAGAAACUGAACAGAAAGCAAGGACCGAAGAAGACGCUCUUGCUGGUUGAAACGGUCGAGCACCAUGGGUGUCAAUGGUGCCGCCUACCCAGAGACCCGAUGGCUCGGGCCUGGCACCAGCAGGAGUGGGGGAAGAGGGUGUCCUAAUGAUGCUUCAUCCAAGUGUUUAUAUGAUGGGUUUUGGAUGUUGAAAAGUACAAGCUGAGGCUGGAUUUACAAUACACUCGUCUCAUCAAACACACCCUAUAAUGGCAAGUGAGAAGCAACCAGGCGGGUGGGAGGGGAUUGAUGGGGCCCAUAGGUAGUGCUGGCUGUGUAAUUUAGAUUCUGUAACAAAUUGCUAAUUUGAAUAUCUGAUUGAUCCGUUUCCUCUCCCCCGGCCCCAUCUUAAACUCUGAACAGAUUGCAAGUCAAGCCAGUGUGAGGCAAAAGGGGACUCUGCAGGAAUUGCCACAGGGGCAAAAUUUAUUGUUCAUUUUUAAGUUAUUUCAAGAAUCAAGCAUGGGCUUGUGGAACCUCUCAUUGGUCAACAAAGGGCAAAAAAAUAGUCAAGAAAGGAAAUGCAAACACUAAUCAUUAAAAAGAAAGAAAGUUUACAACUAAAUCUAUACGUUUUACUCCUACAACUUGAAGAGAAGCAGUUCCCUUGGGAGUAGCUGUGGGUAGGACUAGCAGGAGCAGCACAGGGGAGAUGGGGGAAGAGAGGAAUAUCAUGCAAUCAUUUACUCUGAGGGGGGUGGUUACAUAGCUUUUUGUUGUACUCCAUGGCAACCUGAUAUUUUGGUAGCAACCGGGCAAAGUGUAUUCAAGCUGUGUUAGGAGCGAAGCUGGUCUGGCAUUUCCCUGCAGCAUUCCAAGGCAGGGGGUGUGCUGAUAAGAGAACAGGCUGGGGCCAAGGCAUCGUGUUGCAAUGUUCUGCUUGGAGCUAGGCAAAGGCAGAAAGCAAAAAUGCCAAAUGAAUGUUUACAUGUUUUACAUUUCUGCUUUGCAUCAUUCGUUGUUGUUUAAAUGUUUUCUUGUACUCUUCUUCCAUUAUCUCAGUUACCUUCAUCUUAUUGCUUUCCCAUAGGGGUCCCCUGUUUCCUUAUUAAAGCCAUAAAAAUGGGGGGGGGGGGCGUUUUUAUAGCAUGUACUCUUGAGACACUGUGUCAUGACCAUCAGCCUCCUGACUAAGGAGGACUGGAUGGGGCUCCCUUAGGGACCUAUCAGUGCCUCUCCCUAAUCAGUUAGAAGAGGCGACUGUUGAAUGACACAAGGUACUCCUUCCUCUCCACUUCAGCAGCACUGCUAGCCCCAGGCAGUCUGGGAUGUGAGAGUAUUCGACUGAGUGACAAACCCAAAUCAUCCUCUUCAUAGCAGUGCUGGACACCUUUACUAUGCCACUAGGCCCACUUGUCCCCCAUCAGUUCCUGAUUUUCCUUUUCCUUUAGUUCUUCCCAUUCUGGCUGUCUCCCCACAUCCUGCAGGCACUGGAACUCAGAGGCAUACAGGGUGGUUUAGAAGCCCUAUUAAAUGUAUAUGAGCAGGUGGAUGCUGUGAUAGAUCAGAUACCUGGCCUUUUGCUGACAAACUUCCAGUGGCUUUGUCAAGAUUUGAAUUCUAACACCUGCCUUGUGCUAAGGAUUCCAACCACCGUCUCUUUAGAAUUCACACGUAUACCUCUCUAAUCCUAGAUUUAUCAGUUAAAUGCUGCCUACUGCAAUUAACAUCAGGCAUCUUAUAACGUUGGUUUCAAUGCAUGAGGCUCUGUCAUUGCAGUUCAGUCUUCCUGUUCUCUGAUGCGAGCUUAUUGCCAUACUCAUGGUCGGUCUCACACCAGGCCGACCCAUGGAUAAUGGUUGAGAACACUGUGAUACAGAAAAUGCCAGGAAAUGUGAGCUGGGCUAGAUCACAUUUAUUUCACUACAAAUAACAGACAUAAACCCUUCCAAAAAUGUACAUUGACUAAUGCCAGAAACCCUGAGGAGGAUCUAUUUAUUCCCACUCAUGCCUUAGUAUUUCUUUACCCAAAUGUGUGGUGACAGUGGAAAUACAUGGUUUCUUUUCACUGUUCCCCCACAUGGGUAUGUAUGUAACCAUAACUUAAUUGUAUGUAUGUAUGUAGACGCUGUAACCUGUAUGUGUGGCAUUCAUCCCAUUAGAGCUUUUUCACUGAUUUUACCUCCAUUUUUUAUUGGUGGUAGUAGGAGUUAGGGCUUUGCAUCAGUGCCAUCAAGUAUUUGUGAUGUGCCAUUAGUCCUGAUUCCU